AAGCCCAGCCCUUCAGGUCCCGAAACUACAUGACACACUCGGGUGGGGCUUUUUUAAUCUCGUAUGCUGUCCACACCACACCUAUUGACAAGACAUUCUCUUUGCGCAAAGACGCACGGGACACUAUAUAAUCCGACGGACCACACCGCGCUCGCUCCACACAGCUCGUCCUCCUCUUUCUUUCAACCCCGCUCCACACACUACGAUCGUCGGUCAUGUUUCGCUGCGGGAUCGCCUACCCCCGGUGCAAGUGGAUCGUGCCCUUGCUGCUGCUCUUCGCCAUUAUUUUUGACAUUAUCGCCAUCGCGGCUACAUCGGGAUGGGUCGAGGAUGAGGAAGGCAAUUCCCACUACACCAGUAUGUGGGAGGAGUGCCGAGGCAGGAAUGGCAUUUGGGACUGCAAGUCGCUCAUGGAGCAUCCUUGGGCCCAGGCAGUGGCUGCUCUGAUGAUCAUUGGCCUCCUCAUCCUCAUCCUCGCCUUCAUCGUCUCCUGUGUGGCUCUGUGCGGCUCGCUCAACGUCACCCUUCUGCCUCUCGUUGGAGUCUUGUUGAUCAUUGUUGUGGUUCUCCAGAUCAUCGCUCUCAUCAUCUACCCCGUCAAAUUCAACGAGCAGCUCUUCGAGGGCCACUAUUACUACACCUGGGCCUACGGCUUCGGCUGGGGAGCCACCAUCCUCUGCAUCGGCUGCGCCAUCCUCUUCUGCUGCCUGCCACGCUACGAGGAUGAGCUGACCGGCCUGGCCAAGACCAAAUACCUCUAUUCCUCUGCUUAAAGACUAAACCUGCACACAUUUCCACUUUCCACUCUGAGCUGGAUCUGCACCGGACAAUGAACGUUUUUACACUGUACCAUUUCACCAGAGAUCCACGUUGGCUCAGUUCAGUUCAGUUAGAUUUGGUUCGGCAGUGGAAAACCCCUCGAGGUCAAAAGCCUGGGGUGAUUCUUACUGGAAGUGGACUGUAAUUGGAUGUCGCAUCUGCUUUAGUGUACAUUUUAGAUGAAGUCUUCAUCGUAGUUUUUUUUUUUUUACCAUUCUGCAUUUGAUUGAGACAUCUUCCUCAUUGUAUCUGUACUUUUUACCAGUAAUUCUCAAUGCAAGAUCACCCAAGUGCACUUAACCUAAGGGAAUUAAUGACGUGUAAAGCAUAACUUUAGCCUGAUUUAUUUUUAGAACAACCUUGGUAGAAGAGAAGUUAACACUAAAGCUUGCACAGGAUGGAAAAGGAAUAUUAAUCAUAAUUUGGUUUUGUCCCAUGUGUUAUAAUUAGUUUCUCUCAGUUCUUCAAUGUGUAUUUUUUUCUGUUUGUGCUUGAGGUAAGAAGGAAGCAAAGGCUUAGAGUCAGAAGCUGAAUGUAAUCUACACAUAUAGAAAUGUAGUUUUAACAGUCGUGUUUGCACGCUUUUCUGCUGUCUCCAGAGUUUUAUAUUCUUACUUAUUAUCAAAGGGGUUUAACUGUGGGAGUUUGUUGUGCCGUCUUUGUGUCUGUUCUGAGCACUACUACUAAUACACUUGAUGAGUAGACGCAGCGUGUGGCAGUUCAUUGACCUGGCUGCAGCUUUUCCAUCUCUGUCACUCUAAACUGGAAGCAAAUUCAAAUGAAUUUCCAUUAAGCUUGAUCAUUUAUCUCUCGUGGAAAUUUAGAAAACGUGUCAAAAUGUUGUCUUAAAGGGACCAAUAUAAACUCUGAAUCUCCGUUUUCAUGUCUUGUUGCCUCAAAGUAGAGAGUCCAUUCAGAGAGAAGACUUUCCUUUAGAGAUUAAAAUAGUUUUUCAGUCACAGACGGAUGACCAAUCAUGUAUUUUAUUAAAGCCCUCAUAAGAUUUGAUAAUGUUCUUUUGGCUUACUUCUGGUUUGAUGAGGCCCUGAGACCAAGGUGUACAAUCUGCUGACAUGAUGUGCAUGAAGCCGGUGCCUUAGCUUCUUCGCUGGUGUGUUUUUGAAUGUCAUAUCAAACUGAUCAGUCUGGUUUUACUGACUCGCGUUUAAUCAUUGUCAACGGUUACAUUUCUCUCCAUGCCAAGACCAAAUUAGUGCCCAGACCAAACUGUAUUGUUUCUAUUACAUGAAAGAUCCUUUGACUGUUGAGUGUAAAAAGAGACGUGAUGAUUGACCCUAGGUCAGCAAAUUGCUGCAUAAAUAACUAACCCAUUUGAAUCAACUAGUUUUAACUGAGAAUCGGUGAAGGUGAGGUCAAAUAAGAAAAACAAACACGCUUUUAUACUUACAGGCAUGAAUCUCUCUUAAUGCCAGCUUUUUCAGACAUUAUUGUAUGGGUAUAUAAUGUACUAUAGAGAAUGUGUUAUUAACAUUCACCCACUUCUGGAAAUCACCCAGCUGUUCUGCUGUAGUAUGAAUUGAUUCUUUUUGGUAGUCUGUGUGUUUUUAUGCAAUAAAAAAAACUUAUUUUA
Molecule: messenger RNA, 2410 nt
Organism: Anarrhichthys ocellatus (wolf-eel)
Lineage: Eukaryota; Metazoa; Chordata; Actinopteri; Perciformes; Anarhichadidae
Gene: perp
Product: p53 apoptosis effector related to pmp22
Exons: 3
Coding region: 216-773 (185 amino acids)
Biological process (GO): cell-cell adhesion
Cellular component (GO): cell-cell junction; membrane
Source: RefSeq, a predicted model, not a curated record